GCGUAUAGUACAUACAAAGUCGGCGGCAACCCGAUCAUGGAUAUGCAUCUGUCGACAGACUACGAAUAAAACCCUCUUCCCCAAAAAGAAAUCCGAGUCUAUCACUGGCGAGACAAUCAGACAAGCUGCCUGUCGCUCAGGGCCUGACUGACCUGAUACACGAAGUCAAUCGGCCAAGCGCCGUGGGCAUCUCAGGCCAUUCCGCCCCCACGGACAUCGCCUUUCGUCUUGCCUCUUCGCCUGACGACACCUUUGUCUCUCUCUAAAUUACAACAGCUCUGCGCCGCCGCGGCGCGAUGGCGUCCUCUAGGAUAGUGCCCGUCCGGGCCGCUAUCCCCCUCUUGGUGGCUAUGAUGCUGCUGACGGGCGUCUGCAACACGCUCCUGACAAAGUACCAGGACAACGAGUGCGUGCGUGACUGCGACAACCCGGACCCCAACAAGCGGCACCUCUUCGAGCAGCCCGUGAUCCAGACGCUGCAGAUGUUUGUCGGCGAGAUGGGCUGCUGGCUAGUCGUAGCUGUCAUGUCGCUAUACAGCCGCUACGUCUCCAAGACGAAGCCCUCGUCGUCGUCGUACCAGGCCGUCAGCACCAGUGACGACAACGCUACCGCCGUGGAGGAUGAGGAGGACGACGACAGGACCGCCGCCGAUAACGCGAGUAUCCGCUCCCACACUGCGCUCACCGGCCGCCGCCGCGCCCGCUCGUCGUCGGCGUGCUCCAAAGACACCAACACCCUGGGCGGAGGCGGCGGCAGCCAAGUGCUGCGCGGGUGGCGCGUGCUGCUGCUGUCGCUGCCGGCCAUCUGCGACAUCCUGGGCACGACGCUCAUGAACGCCGGCCUGCCGCUGGUGGCGGCCUCCAUCUACCAGAUGACGCGCGGGGCGCUGGUGCUGUUUGUGGGGCUGUUCAGCGUCGUGUUCCUGCGGCGGCGGCUGCACCUGUUCCAGUGGCUGUCGCUGGUGGGUGUUGUGGCGGGCGUGGCCGUGGUGGGGCUGGCCGGCUACAUCCAGCCCGAUAAGAAGAACGCGGCCGACCCGGGCCCCGGCGGCGAGCCCGUGGCCGUCGAUCCGCUGGGCGUGCUGAUCGGCGUGCUCAUGAUCGCCGGCGCCCAGAUCUUCACGGCCACGCAGUUCGUGCUCGAGGAGUGGAUCCUCGAGCGCUCCGCCAUCGAGCCCAUCCGCGUCGUCGGCUGGGAGGGCCUGUUCGGCUUCUCUGUCACUCUGCUCGGCAUGAUCGUGCUGCACCUGGCCAUCGGCCGCACCCCCGCCGGCCAUAAGGGCAUCUUCGACAUGGUCGAGGGCUGGCGCCAGUUCUGGACCUACCGGCCCAUCUUUGUGUCGAGCGUCUUGAUCAUGAUCAGCAUUGGCGGAUUCAACUUCUUCGGCCUCUCGGUCACGCGCAGCGUCAGCGCCACGUCGCGGUCCACCAUCGACACGUGCCGCACCCUCUUCAUCUGGAUCGUGUCGCUCGGCCUCGGCUGGGAGACAUUCAAGUGGCUGCAGGUCGCCGGCUUCGUCCUGCUCGUCUACUUCACUUUCCUCUUCAACGGCAUCGUCCAGCCGCCCUUUGCCUUCCUCAAGGUUCGCGAGGUCGAGGAGCUGCUCCCCGAGGAGCCCAUCGAGCAUAACUAGGUGGGGGUAGUGGGUAUUUUUUGUUUUUAGGAGUUUGAUCAUGUGUAUAUAAAUAAGCUACUCAGAAGGAAAGCCUCCAUGCAAGCUCGGAGAUUUAUAUAAUAUUUCCUCUACUCUAGGAGAGACCUCUGCAAGCAAAUUCGCCUUGUAUAGGUCGCCCCUAUAGCAGAUGAAAUAGUAUAUAAAUCCCUGCGUUUAUGCGGGGGCUUUCCUUCUAAGAGCAGUUUUUUGCUUGAUCUUCUUUUCUUUUGGAUACACGUAUUUCCUAUCAUCUGAGACGGGCGUUUGUGAAAUAUUGCUAUAGGUCAUAGGCAAUAGAGCGGCGUCUGCAUCUGGAAUGACUUUAUCCUCGCCUCACAUCUUUGUUUGUCGGCCGUUGCUUUCUGCCUUGUUGCUCUUCGGGUCAUGGGAGUUACGGAGUCUUUGAAUCUUAUCGUGGGUUGUUGACUUUCUCUCUUUUUUUCUUCCCUUU
This is a messenger RNA of Lasiosphaeria miniovina, 2106 nucleotides long. RefSeq lists its product as uncharacterized. Gene Ontology annotation, cellular component: intracellular membrane-bounded organelle; Golgi membrane. Gene Ontology annotation, molecular function: pyrimidine nucleotide-sugar transmembrane transporter activity. Gene Ontology annotation, biological process: pyrimidine nucleotide-sugar transmembrane transport. Lineage: Eukaryota; Fungi; Ascomycota; Sordariomycetes; Sordariales; Lasiosphaeriaceae. The record is from RefSeq and is a predicted model, not a curated record. The transcript is spliced from 3 exons. Bases 297 to 1634 code for a protein of 445 amino acids.